GUCAGGGGUGUGGCCGCCGCCACCGUAAGGCUAGGCCGCGAGCCCGGUCCUGGGAGCCGCCUCCGUCGCCGCCGUAGGAGCCGCCCCAUCAGAGUUCCUACCAUUUUAUGGUUCCAGCAGCUUCUGUUCUAGGAGUUUCCCUACACAAGCUCUCUCUCUUUGCCUGCUGCCAUCUGUGUAAGACAUGACUUGCUCCUCCUUCCCUUCUACCAUUAUUAUGAGGCCUCCCAGCCCUGUGUAACUAUUAUCUUAACAAGAAAACCAACUGGAAAAAAAUGAAAUUCCUUAUCUUCGCAUUUUUUGGUGGUGCUCACCUUUUAUCCCUGUGCUCUGGGAAAGCUAUAUACAAGAAUGGCAUCUCUAAGAGGACUUUUCAAGAAAUAAAAGAAGAAAUAGCCAGCUAUGGAGAUGUUGCUAAAGCAAUUAUCAACCUAGCUAUUUAUGGUAAAGCCCAGAACAGAUCCUAUGAGCGACUGGCACUUCUGGUUGAUACUGUUGGACCCAGACUGAGUGGCUCCAAGAACCUAGAAAAAGCCAUCCAAAUUAUGUACCAAAACCUGCAGCAAGAUGGGCUGGAGAAUGUUCACCUGGAGCCAGUGAGAAUACCCCACUGGGAGAGGGGAGAAGAAUCGGCUGUGAUGCUGGAGCCAAGAAUUCAUAAGAUAGCCAUUCUGGGUCUUGGCAGCAGCAUUGGGACUCCUCCAGAAGGCAUUACAGCAGAAGUUCUGGUGGUGACUUCUUUUGAUGAACUGCAGAGAAGGGCCUCAGAAGCAAGAGGGAAGAUUGUUGUUUAUAACCAACCUUACAUCAACUACUCGAGGACGGUGCAAUACCGAACGCAGGGAGCGGUGGAAGCUGCCAAGGUCGGGGCUGUGGCAUCUCUCAUUCGAUCCGUGGCCUCCCUCUCCAUCUACAGUCCUCACACAGGUAUUCAGGAAUACCAGGAUGGCGUGCCCAAGAUUCCAACAGCCUGUAUUACAGUGGAAGAUGCAGAAAUGAUGUCAAGAAUGGCUUCUCGUGGGAUCAAAAUUGUCAUUCAGCUGAAGAUGGGGGCAAAGACCUAUCCAGAUACUGAUUCCUUCAACACUGUAGCAGAGAUCACUGGGAGCAAAUAUCCAGAACAGGUUGUACUGGUCAGUGGACAUCUGGACAGCUGGGAUGUUGGGCAGGGUGCCAUGGAUGAUGGCGGUGGAGCCUUUAUAUCAUGGGAAGCACUCUCACUUAUUAAAGAUCUUGGUAAAUAUUUAGAAAAUUGUUAA
This is a messenger RNA of Mandrillus leucophaeus (drill), 1259 nucleotides long. RefSeq names its product carboxypeptidase Q (gene CPQ). The transcript is spliced from 7 exons. NCBI's taxonomy places the organism in Eukaryota, Metazoa, Chordata, Mammalia, Primates, Cercopithecidae. Gene Ontology annotation, molecular function: metallodipeptidase activity. The coding region runs from base 276 to 1259 and encodes 327 amino acids. Gene Ontology annotation, biological process: proteolysis; thyroid hormone generation; peptide catabolic process. The record is from RefSeq and is a predicted model, not a curated record.